This is a messenger RNA of Polypterus senegalus (gray bichir), 1363 nucleotides long. RefSeq names its product cytosolic phospholipase A2 gamma-like. Gene Ontology annotation, molecular function: calcium ion binding; calcium-dependent phospholipid binding. Gene Ontology annotation, biological process: glycerophospholipid catabolic process. The transcript has 3 exons. Gene Ontology annotation, cellular component: cytosol; nuclear envelope; nucleoplasm. NCBI's taxonomy places the organism in Eukaryota, Metazoa, Chordata, Cladistia, Polypteriformes, Polypteridae. The record is from RefSeq and is a predicted model, not a curated record. The coding region runs from base 47 to 439 and encodes 130 amino acids.
AGUUGGACAUCAUGCUUUUGUUUCUCUGGUGGAUGCUGGUCUGGAAAUGAACUGUGCCUACCCGCUGAUGCUGCGUGCAGAACGCAAAGUGGAUGUCAUCAUUUCUGUGGACUUCAGUGCAGGCGACGUGUUUGAGACCCUGGUCAAAGCCAAACAAUACUCAAAAGUCAAUUGUCUGCCUUUCCCUCCUGUGAAAAUCAAUGACAGGGCUCCAAAUGACUGCAACGUGCACAGUGACCCGGCGACUCUGACGGUUAUUCAUAUCCCGCUGGCAAAUGCAGCAAAUGCAAAUGAAUUGGACAUAUCUGAAUUUCCCACCGAGAAACUGAAAUACAACAAAACAGAAAUUGCCAAGCUGUUCAGGGAGGCUAAAACUAACAUCAUCCGGAACAAAACUAAAAUACUGGAGGAAAUCAAGAAGAAGAUGCAUCCUUUAUAAUUUAAAAAGGGAAAAUGGAAACAAUAACUGUAUGUGCAUUCAUAUUAAGUCAGGUUGUCGAACUUCACUUGUAACGUUCCACAACGCACCUAGAAAGUGAUCAGUUUUCUCUGCAGAAAUAAUCAAAGAGCAGACAAGCACCAACACUUCCCUACUAACUACUAAUUUCACAAUAGUGACCAAACCAACAAAAAAAAAAUGUAAAAACAUUAUAAGGGAAGAUGUUAAACCGGCUAUCUAUUUGAUAACUCCUGCCCCUUCCUCCACAUUUCAACAUGUUUUUCCGACUUAUAGAAAUAAAAUGCAGCACAAAACACACAAACUGCAACAAUCAACUGGUCAGAAUAGGAGUUAGUCACUAGAAUGUCCAGGUAGAAAAAUAAAAUAUUGGUCAAAUAAAAUGAUGGAAAGAUAGAAGCUGAUUAUGAGAUAAACUUUUUGAAAUUAGUAGUCGGGCACCUGGUCUAACAAAAAAAAAAAAAAAUCGUACCAGCUGUAGGAAAAUAUGGCAUAUGAGUGUAUCCAGCAGGAUAGAAUUGAAAAUUUUUAAAUUUUGGAAUAGUAGUAAUACUCAAGAUGGGGGGCAAAACUAAUUGGGGAUGCAGAGGAUGCAUUGCACUAGCAGUGGUGACCCAUAAGGAGCUCCGUUUCUAAUUUUUGCGAAUGCCCCAACAAGGGGGACCGACUACCUGGCUUCCCUACCAUGUGUAUCGCAGAACUGUACAUUGUGACUAAACUACAUCGGUAAGGGGCCAUAAACAUAUGUGGGUUACCCAAAUCAAAAUGACCCGCUUUAAAAAAACAUUUCCAUAUUCGUCAAAGAAACCAUACUGUAUAUAUAAAGACAAGAACAAAGUGAAAGGAUAUACAUAUUUAACUUAAUUUUAAAUCCUAGAAAGAAACAACUGAAGAAACGUAACAAUA